AUUAGAAAACUUCACGAAUUUGCACAUUUUGCGCUGUUUCAUCAUAAAUAUUGAGUACUCAAUGUACAGUUAUUGUAUUUUAAUUAUCUGCUGCGAGCAUUCUACCCUCAAAGGCUUCAGGUUUUUUUGAAGGUUAUCCAGUUUUCCAAACACACAUAUGUUCUACGGUAUAGCGAAAUUUACACUUCUAUGCAAAAGAUGAGCAACGUUGACAAACGAACUACCGCGUGCAAGAAACCCGCAGCAACUGUGCGCGCCUCCCAGCCGGACGAACUAAUAUGUGGGUAUAAGCACGGCGACAAACUUUUACGAAGUUGGCUUGCAUAGUACAAAGUACGAAAUGAGCAUCACGUUUAAGCCACAUUAUUUGCUGUUGUGGCUUCGAUAGAGUCGCUGUUAAAACUCAAAUGCAGCAACUUGUCUGCAUGCCAGCCGUAGCAAUUUGGGCCACAUCCCGGCAGUCACAAUGGAAGCUAUUCAUUUUCUUAUUUUUCCAUAUUUUUAAAUUCAUUGUCAAUUCUAUGCAAAGUUACUUAUGUAUGUACAAAACGUUGUUUAUUUAGCGACAUUGGACCGUUACGCAUGCGCGAGCACAUUCCAUUUAUCAAAAGCCGCCCAAGCAUGUGUACACACAUAAGUAGAUAGACGUGUCGUUUCAAUAUAUUUCGAAAUGUUUAAUAUAUUGAUACUUAGUUUAAAAGAAUGAAAAAUAUUAAAAAAUAAAUGCAAUUGUUAGAUAAAUUGUUUAAAAAAUGAUCUUGUUACGAUAGCAAAAUAGAGAUUUAGGUUUUAAAACUUUUUAAAUUACUUGUAAUACAUUUGUACAUCCUGUUCAACAUAUUUACUUAUAAGUUUAUGCAUUCUGUUCAAUAUAAACUAAGAUGUGUUCAUAUGUGUGUCUGUCCCCAUUGGCGCAAAUUAAAAAUUUCGCUUGUGCUGUUUACAGCGCCAUCUAUACUAUUAACACCUAACUUUUUCGUAUAUUUUGUUUUAAUAAAGCUUUUAUAUUUUAACACUUUGGCAACUCUGAACACAAAAAGCAAACACGAGCCGCAUCGUCAACUUCACGCAGAAAUUAAAGAAAAACAUUGAAGAGUAUACUAAUUUUUUAAUUAUUAAAGUAAUAUUCAAUAUUUAUAAGAGAAAAUAGAUUCGGAGUGGCAAAAAGGCAACAGAAGUUUAAUAAAAAACAGUUUCCACAUACUGUAUACAAAAACACAGCAACAACGUGCCGCGUGGAGCAGCACAUCCAGUUAAUAUAUUUGACAGUAUAUUUAAGCCGCAGCACUGAAUUCGUGCCACGCGCCCCUUCCGCUAGUCCACAGGAUGGUACCAAUAGGUGUUGUACACGGUCACCCAGGCGUGCAUCAACCACAACCAAUGCCCACGGCACCCUCGGGUCCCAACACCCUACAAUCUUCUUCAUCAGCAACAACUAGCACUCCGUCGAACAAGAGUUCAAUGUCUGUAAAACCGAACUAUGCGCUGAAGUUUACUUUGGCUGGACAUACGAAAGCAGUGUCCGCUGUUAAGUUUAGCCCAAACGGGGAAUGGCUAGCUAGCUCAUCGGCUGAUAAACUGAUAAAAAUAUGGGGUGCGUAUGAUGGUAAGUUCGAAAAAACCAUAUCUGGCCAUAAACUCGGCAUUAGUGAUGUCGCUUGGGCAUCUGACUCGCGUCUAUUGGUAAGUGCGAGUGAUGACAAAACGCUUAAAAUUUGGGAACUGAGCUCAGGAAAAUGUUUAAAAACACUUAAAGGACACAGCAACUAUGUUUUCUGCUGUAACUUUAAUCCGCAGUCUAAUCUAAUAGUAUCAGGCAGUUUUGAUGAAAGCGUACGUAUAUGGGAUGUUCGUACCGGCAAGUGCUUGAAGACUCUUCCAGCUCAUUCUGAUCCUGUGUCUGCAGUUCAUUUUAAUCGUGACGGCUCUUUGAUUGUAAGUUCAAGUUACGACGGACUUUGUCGUAUUUGGGAUACAGCGAGUGGACAGUGUCUGAAAACACUGAUUGAUGACGAUAACCCACCAGUAAGCUUUGUUAAAUUCUCUCCCAAUGGAAAGUAUAUUCUGGCCGCGACGUUGGACAACACUUUGAAGCUGUGGGACUACUCGAAAGGAAAAUGUUUGAAAACUUAUACAGGCCAUAAAAAUGAAAAAUAUUGUAUAUUUGCAAAUUUUUCUGUAACCGGGGGCAAGUGGAUUGUGUCAGGCAGUGAAGACAACAUGGUUUACAUAUGGAACCUUCAGAGUAAAGAAGUAGUGCAAAAGCUGCAAGGUCAUACCGACACUGUUCUGUGUACAGCAUGUCAUCCAACUGAAAAUAUAAUUGCUUCUGCAGCGCUAGAAAACGAUAAGACGAUCAAAUUAUGGAAAAGUGAUACUUAAAAUUAUCUGGCCGCUUAUUUUGCUCGGUUGCAUACUUAUAGUUUAUUGAUAAAAUUAGUUUAAGAAAUUAUUAUCAAAACCUUUAAUAUAUAGUAUGUAUCUACUUUUUAAAACAAAAACUCACAUAUAUAUAAAUUCAUCUAUUUCAUUUCUGAUAUGUAUCUGUACGAAGACGAAAUUGUCAUCCAAAUAAAGUUCUGCACCAAGAUUUUCGCGUCUGCGUUCCUCUCUUAACAAACAAAAGAA
Molecule: messenger RNA, 2628 nt
Organism: Bactrocera tryoni
Lineage: Eukaryota; Metazoa; Arthropoda; Insecta; Diptera; Tephritidae
Gene: wds
Product: protein will die slowly
Exons: 3
Coding region: 1327-2382 (351 amino acids)
Cellular component (GO): Set1C/COMPASS complex
Molecular function (GO): histone binding
Source: RefSeq, a predicted model, not a curated record